Candida dubliniensis CD36 is the source of this 1134-nucleotide messenger RNA. RefSeq lists its product as uncharacterized. The coding region runs from base 1 to 1134 and encodes 377 amino acids. The transcript has a single exon. The record is from RefSeq and is a predicted model, not a curated record. Gene Ontology annotation, molecular function: mRNA 3'-UTR AU-rich region binding. Gene Ontology annotation, cellular component: nucleus; cytoplasm. NCBI's taxonomy places the organism in Eukaryota, Fungi, Ascomycota, Pichiomycetes, Serinales, Debaryomycetaceae. Gene Ontology annotation, biological process: 3'-UTR-mediated mRNA stabilization.
AUGACUGAAUCAUUAUUUGAUACCAAUUUCACUUCAGAAAAUGAACCUAAACCUGAACAACAACAACAACAACAACAACAACAACAUGAACAUGAACAACAACAAUCAUCAUCAUCAUCAGUAGGAGCAACUGCAACAGCAGCUGAAACUGCAGCUGGAACUACAUCAACAUCAACAUCUACUAUUGAUCAAUCUUCAACAUUACCUUCAUUACAAGAUAAAUCCAAUAUUGAUGCUUUAAUCAAUUAUCGAGUAUUAGUAUCUGCUAAAGAAGCAGGAUGUCUUAUUGGUACUAAUGGACAAGUGAUUGAUUCAAUUAGAAAUGAAACUUCCACUAAAGCUGGGAUUUCUCGAUUAAUUCCUGGUAGUCAUGAAAGAAUUUUAACUGUACUGGGUAAAUUAGAUGAUUGUGCUAAAGCAUUAAGUUAUUUUGCUCAAGCAUUAAUUAAUGGUAAUAUUGAAAAUUAUAAUUAUUUCCCACUUAAACAAUUAUCUUCUACACCAAAUACUAAUGAUACAACAAUUUUAAGAUUAUUAAUACCAAAUUCUCAAAUGGGGACAUUAAUUGGAUUUAAAGGAAUUAGAAUUCAACAAUUACAAAAUAAUUAUAAUAUAUCAAUGAUUGCUUCUAAAUCAUUUUUACCUGGUUCAAAUGAAAGAUUAGUUGAAUUACAAGGUACAGUUGAUGAUUUAUAUGAUAGUUUAAGAAUAAUUUCAAGAUGUCUUAUUGAAGAUUUUUCUUCAAUUGUUGGUACUACUUAUUAUGUUCCUCGUGGGAAUACCUAUAGUCAUAGUCAUAACCACAACCACAACCACAACAAUAAUAGUACUGGUGUUGGUGCUGGUAGUGGUGUUGGUGGUGGUUCUGGAGCUGGUAAAACUAUAGAUACUAUAUCUUUUCCUAAUGAUAUAGUUGGAGCAUUAAUAGGGAAAAGAGGUAGUCGUAUUGAUGGAGUUAGAAAAGUUAGUGGAGCUAUGAUUGCUAUUAGUGAAAUUAUUGAAGGUGAAAAUGAACGAAUUUUCACUAUUACAGGAUCAUCUCAUUCAGUAGAAAAAGCUAAACAAAUGAUUUAUCAAAAUUUUAAAAGAGAAGAAGAAAGAAGAAGAAAUGAAGAAUUAUCAAAAAAAGAAUAA